AGAACAUUCAAUUCGUUGACAUUUAGGUUGCCUAGUGUCAAAUGUUUGUUGACAAAAUUUGUUUGGCAGUUUAAAUAUUAUGGAAAUGAGUUUCAAUAGGUGCUUCCGCCUAGUUCAUACAGAAAUCAACAGUUAUGACUGAUACAGAUGAUACAGACGAGCUGUUACUGAUCCCUCCUGACUUUUUCUCAACAGAAUCAGGUUUUGGACAUUCCGAAACAGCCCAACCGUAUUACAACAUUGUAGAUAAUCUAAUAAAGCAAGUUGGUAGUCUUCAGAAUAGAAUAAAAUCAAUUGAAUCCUGUGAAAGUUUUUAUAGCAACUCUUUAGAAUCACUUAAAAUGGAUAGACCUAGAGAAAGUUUUAAGAAAAGUAACAGUAGCGAUGAUUUGUGUACCUCUUUUAGUGCGCAAAACAGCCCACAAAAGCCUGUGGAAUUUAAAUUAAAUUCUUUACCAAAUAGUCCUAAUGUUAAAAAAUAUGUCAAUCUUAGAAACCCAAGAGUAGGAUUACAGUCAAAAUUAUCACCUUCAGCUGCAUAUUCAAACAAAUAUACCAGGUCAGGAAAAGAUGGCCAACUUCUCAAUGAAGUAGACACAUUUUUAUCAAAAGUAAAAACUAUUCAAAGGAUAAGUGCUGUGAGGAAUUUAGAAAGUGACUUUGAAAAUUGUGGUGCUAAACAUAAUGAACCUGAAGUUGUAACUUAUUUUGAAAGGAGAAAUGAGCCUAUUAGACAAAAAACUUUACAAAUGGGAGAUGGUAAAUAUAAUAUACGUGAUUUGGAAACUAGAGUACAAGAUAUGUUAAACGGGCCAAAAGAAAGAAUAGAAACAGCUGAAAGAAAAGAAAAAUCUGAUGUUCAAACUUCUACAGACAACUCAAAAGAAAAUUCCAAUUUGGUUCAAGAAUUGCUACAAUUCAAUGAUCAACCUUCUUGUAGUGAUAGUAGUUCUGAUUCAACUCAAAUUACUGCUUAUAACAGAACAAAAAACAUCAAAACCAACUUGCUGACAGAUCCAAUUCAUUCCAAUGCCCUUAAGGUUCUUCACUUGCAUAAAAAGCUGCAUGAAGAUCCUAGCAAGAAGGCCAAAAGUAAAGAAAAUGCAGGUGAACAUAAACAAAGAAGCAAGCACACGAUUGUGGGUGAUAAUUUAGGGACACAUCUGAGUUUGUUAAAUUUGGCUGAUAUUUGGAAUUCAGAAAACAAUACCUUAACCAGAAGUCAACUGACACAAAAGCUACAAGAGGAAAAAUAUAGGAGACAGCAUUGCGAAGACUUAAUUCAAGAGCUUCAGGUGAAGAAUUUAGAACUGCAACAAAAGAUGUCAGUGGCUGUAAAAGUGGAUGAUGCAAAAAACACAACUAUACAGAAAUACCAAGACGCCUUAGAUAAACUAGUCAGCAAAUUAGAAAAAUGUAACAAAGAUAGAGUAGAAUUGGAAUUUGAAAUAAAUAAGUUGAAGAAUGAGCGUAUUGAUGAAAAAGAAGAUGCAGAUCAGAGAAUUACCCAUUAUGAGAAUGAAAUACAAAGAGCUUUAAGUGUAGCUCAUACUAGUCAGGAAAAGACAGCCAUGUUAGAAAAGAAAUGUGCAGAACUGAGCAGUGAGCAGCAAACCUUGGUUCAGAAGUUAGAAACUGUGCAAAAAGAUUGUGCUAAAGAGUGUGAAAAGUAUAGGCAAAUGUCUGAAAUUUUAGCUCAGAAGGAACUGGAGUUAAAUGAAAAUAAAACAAUGCUCUCAACUGCCAGAAAUGAAAUCACUCAAAAUAGACAAGCAGUGGAUAUGUUUCAGACUGAAUUUAACAAAAUAAAGAACGAAUAUAAUGAGAUAGAAAACAAUCUUAAAGAGGAACGAUUACAAAAGGCACAACUCAACAAGAGGAUACUGGAAUUAACAGAAGAGAUAGAAUCUUACAAAAAACAAGUGAAUUCACUGCAAGAAGAACUAUCCAAGGCGAAAAAACAGUCCGAAUUGAACAAAGUAGAUCUAAGGAACUUUUACCAAGGUCAAGUAGAACUUUUAGUGCAGAACAAGCUCAAGGAGUUCCAGUGCCAAUUGGACGAACAAGAAAAUAAGUUUAAGGAGGAAUUCACCAAAAAAGAAAAGGCCAUUUCGAAGUCUGCUGCCCAGUUCCUUCAUCAAAUAUUAGAAAAACAUUCAAUGGAGGUCCAAUUGCUGGGAAAGAAGCACCAAGAAGAAACUGAAAUAUUCCAAAUUCAGGUCAAACAGCACAAGCAGCAGGUGGAGAGUUUGCAACACAAACUAGAGCAGUUCCAGAAAAGGAGUUUGGCCAUUGCCAAGCAAGUACCUAAAGUGAUGGAGUCGCAGUUAAAUGAGGCUUUAAAAAUUAUCACGCACGGCAAAAGCCCGACGUUUAAUGACGAUUUUGCUUUUAAUACGAUGGAUGAGCUGAACACCUGGAAAACUAAAUCGUACAAAAAUCUCGAAGAAGUUCUGUCCCAAUACGAAGAAGAGGAUUCCGCCCCACCAAAGAAGUCCAAAAACGAGGACGUCGGUUGUGCGAAUGACGGAGCAAAUGGAAACCAUCAUUCUGAACAGCAAUUUGAGACUCCCGUGUCUAGUAGAAUCCCGGCCAGUCGGGUUUUAUCCAAUAACGAUAUUCAGCAGUUUUUGAGUCUUUUAUUGAAUAAAGCUUCCGGUAAUCCAAAUCAACAAGAAUCUGCCAGGGAACCAGAAUUUUUAAGUUUGGAUUUCAACGAGAGGUUUUCAUACUUUCAAGAUAAGGACGACGGAAAAGAGAGUCAAAAAGGAUCACAUAGAGAACGCAAAGGACUAAAACCACCUUGGAAGUAAAACAAGAUUGUUAUAUUUUUAUAUAUUAUUUUUUAGUUUUAUAUAAAUAUUAUAAAAUAUAAUAAAUAUUUUCUUAUACAUAA
Molecule: messenger RNA, 2896 nt
Organism: Diabrotica virgifera virgifera (western corn rootworm)
Lineage: Eukaryota; Metazoa; Arthropoda; Insecta; Coleoptera; Chrysomelidae
Gene: Cnb
Product: myosin-13
Exons: 10
Coding region: 135-2813 (892 amino acids)
Biological process (GO): centriole replication; mitotic cytokinetic process; regulation of cilium assembly
Cellular component (GO): centrosome; centriole
Source: RefSeq, a predicted model, not a curated record